Messenger RNA from Sporothrix brasiliensis 5110, 4044 nucleotides. RefSeq names its product serine/threonineeeee-protein kinase/endoribonuclease IRE1. Gene Ontology annotation, cellular component: IRE1-TRAF2-ASK1 complex. The record is from RefSeq and is a predicted model, not a curated record. The coding region runs from base 1 to 4044 and encodes 1347 amino acids. The transcript has a single exon. Gene Ontology annotation, molecular function: ATP binding; RNA endonuclease activity; protein serine/threonine kinase activity. Lineage: Eukaryota; Fungi; Ascomycota; Sordariomycetes; Ophiostomatales; Ophiostomataceae. Gene Ontology annotation, biological process: intrinsic apoptotic signaling pathway in response to endoplasmic reticulum stress; protein phosphorylation; mRNA processing.
AUGAUGCGCAGGCGGCCCGGAGGUCACAAUGUUGGCCAACGCAUGCUGUUCCUCGCCAUCGCCCUGUUUCUCUUGAAUCCGGCCCUCGUCCAUGCUCAACAGCAGCAGCAGCAGCAACAACAACAUCUGGACAAGAAGGAGCCAAAGCAACCACAGGAGCUAAACGAAAUCAAGGAACCGAAAAGCCACCCCAACAUCCGCACCGCCGUCGCCAGCUAUGUCUCGCCCGCCGAAGCCGACGCCUUUGCGGCGGCGGCCGCCUCCGCCGAGACAGUCGAAACCGUCGAGAUUGAAACGACAAAAACCAAAGCACAGCGGCCCAAGACGAAGUCGAAGUCGCUGACCGAAGAAACGAGCCCGGCCUCGCAGCCGAGCGUCUCGUUUUCGACAUCCACCGGCCAAUCCGCACGAUUGAGCCAGGCGGCCACGCCCGACUCCAAAACCGAAACGUCGCAAAUCAACAACAGCAACACAAAAAACGCGAAAAACACCAAAAGUAGUAAAAACACCAAAAACACAAACAAAUCCAAUGCCACUGUAGCUCCGGACCUGUCCGUUCGAGCACCUUCUCUAGCGCACCGGGACCUCGAUGCCGUCGACUCCUCCGACGGCCUGGGCCUCGCUUCGCCGCAUAUUGCGCGGUCGCUGGCAGACUGGGAAGUGGAAGACUUUGUUCUUCUGGCCACCGUCGACGGCGACCUCCACUCACUCGACCGCAAGACCGGUAAGACCCUCUGGCACACCGAGAGCGAGAAGCCCGUCGUCGAGACCAUCCACCACCGCUCCUCCGUGUCCGUCGACGACAAGACUUAUUCGGCCCUCGACCACUGGACCUGGGCCGUCGAACCCUCUGGCAAUGGCGCCAUCUACGCCAUGAUUCCGGGUGCCGCCGGCCUCGCCGAGACGGGACUGUCCAUGAAGGCCAUUGUCGGCCAGGAGCCCUACCACGACCGCAAGCACCCUGUCGUGUUCAUCGGCACCAAGGACUCCACCAUGAUGACCCUGGAUGCGGCCACCGGCCAUGUGCGCCAGUGGUACGGAUCGGGUGACGCCGACGGCAUGGGCAGCGACGGCGGCGACAACAUCCCCGAGAGCUGCUCGCGCCCCGGCGACUACUUUGACGACGGCACGGGCGGCAGCGGCGGCGAAGAGUGCUUUGUUGGCGGCACCAUUACUCUGGGCCGCACCGACUACAAGGUCAUUGUCCGCCGCACCGACGGCACCAAGAUUGCCACCCUGCGCUACUCCGAGUGGGGUCCCAACAACUACGACAGCGACCUGCACCGCCAGUACCGCCAGCCCUCCGACAACCGCUACAUCACGGGCAAGCCCAGCGGCGACGUCUAUGGCUUUAGCGUCGCGCCCCGCACCGGCGACGUCAAGCUGUCCUUCACCCACCGCCUCGAGACCCCCGUUGUCCGUGUGUUUGAUGUUGCCCGUCCGCCGAGUGUGCCCCUUAGCAGCAACCCGGACCUUGCCCUGCUCCCGCAACCACCGCCGCCCGUCGAGGACGAGGAAGACGCCAGCCUGCGCCGCGCCUCCGUGUUUGUCAACCAGACCGAGACCGGUGGCUGGUACGCCCUGUCUGGCUCGGCGUACCCGCUGAUUGUCGACAACACGCCCGCCGAGUGCACCCGCCGUGGCUGGUGGGUCCGCCACCAGGACACCUUCUUGCCCGCCGAGUACAGCGCCGCCCUCACCGGCAAGCACAUGCUUGCUUCGAGCAGCCGCAAGAAGCGACCCCUCCUGGCACCCAAUUACCCGACGCUGCCUGGCAGCGACGGCUCGUUUUCUCACGACGAAGACAAGGAGCGCGAGCGCGAGCGCGAGCGCGAAAACGAAUCCACAGUGCCCCUGACCCUACCCGGCUCGUCCGAAUCCUCGUCUUUCGGCGACCAGGCAGCUGAGUCGGUCAUCGCCAAGGUCAAAGAGCUUCCUCAGGUGGCUGCGAACCGUGUCUUGGACUUCUUUAGCAACCCGGUCUUUUUGAUCGCGGUGACCGUCUUCUUUUUCGUUUACCACAAAGACCUGCGCCGCUGGUACAACCGGCAAAAGUUGCAGUGGUGGAAGGCGGGACAGACAGCGCGCGCAGAGGUCGAGGACGAGUCUUCCAUGGAGAUUGUGGAGACCGACACAAGUGAAAAGACACACGAGGCGACCAGGGCCGAGGUUGUACCUGACGGUGUCGCCAAGGCAGUGGAAACCGACAGUGCGACGGACACGACCGAGUCCUCGCCUUCGUCGUUCCCCGGCGCAGAAAAAGAGUCGCCCGACUCCAUGGCCAGCUCACUGGAGGAUGUGCGCGCAUCUGCUUCCCUUCCGACUGCCGAGACGUCCGCCGCAUCGCCAUUGGCAUCACCCGUAGAUGAUUCCACCGCUGCGGCAGCGUCUCCCUCGGACGGCACGCCGCCACCACAAUUGGACGGCGCGCCCGCGGAGCCGGAGAAGGAGAAGAAAAAGGCCCAUCGCGGUCGCCGUGGCGGCGCCAAGCACCGCAAGGGCGGCAACGGUAAAGCCAAGAGCGAGGCCUCGCUUUCGCGCGGGGACGACGCCCCGCCGCCGACAGUCGACGAGGUCGUCGGCCAGGCCAAGAGACUCGGCGAGCGCACGCUGCCGCUGGAGCCCGAUAUUCUGACGGUGUCCAAUGCCAACGCGGGCAUCAACGACAUGGAAGAAGUGUCCACGCCCAUCAUGCGCAUGGGCAGCCUCGAGGUCAAUCAGAACGUCCAGCUGGGCACGGGCAGCAACGGCACCGUCGUGUUUGCCGGCAAGUUUGACGGCCGCGAGGUCGCUGUGAAGCGCAUGCUCAUCCAGUUCUACGACAUCGCCUCCCAAGAAACCAAGCUGCUCCGCGAGAGCGACGACCACCCCAACGUCAUCCGCUACUAUGCCCAGCAGCAGCGCGCCAACUUCCACUACAUUGCGCUGGAGCUGUGCCAGGCCUCGCUUGGCGACGUCGUCGAGAAGCCCGGCCAGUUCCGCGAGCUCGCCCAGGCCGGCGAGCGCGACCUGCCCAACGUGCUGUACCAGAUUACGAGCGGUCUCAACCAUUUGCACGCCCGCAGCAUCGUGCACCGCGACCUCAAGCCGCAAAACAUCCUCGUCAACAUGGGUGCGGACGGCAAGCCGCGCAUGCUCAUCUCCGAUUUCGGCCUGUGCAAAAAGCUCGAAGGCGGCGCGAGCUCCUUUGGUGCCACGACGGCGCACGCGGCGGGCACGAGUGGCUGGCGCGCGCCCGAGCUGUUGCUGGACGACGACGCACGCGACAAUGGGCAGACCAUGGUCGAGUCGGCCAUGUCGACGCAGAGCGGUGUCAGUGCCACGUCCGGCAGCGGGCUCAUCCACAACCCGGACGGCACCGUCAGCCGGCGGGCGACCAAGGCCAUUGACAUUUUCAGCCUGGGCCUUGUGUUCUACUAUGUCCUCACCAAGGGAUCGCACCCGUUCGACUGCGGCGACCGCUACAUGCGCGAAGUCAACAUCCGCAAGGACACGUACAACCUGGACGGCCUGGACGUGCUGGGCGACUUUGCCUUUGAAGCAAAGGAUUUGGUCGAGCACAUGAUUAGCCGCUCGCCGCAGCACCGCCCGCGCACGCGUGCCGUCAUGGCGCACCCCUUCUUCUGGUCGCCCAAGAAGCGUCUCGCCUUUUUGUGCGACGUCUCCGACCAUUUUGAAAAGGAGCCGCGCGACCCGCCCUCCGAGGCGCUCGCGAGCCUCGAGGCGCUGGCCCCGGACGUCUGCCGCGGCGACUUUUUGAAGCGCCUGCCCAAGGACUUUGUCGACUCCCUCGGCAAGCAGCGCAAGUACCGCGGCGACCGCCUCCUGGACCUGCUGCGCGCCCUCCGCAACAAGCGCAACCACUACGAGGACAUGUCGGAGCCGCUGCGCCGCAUGGUCGGCGCGCUGCCCGAGGGCUACCUGGCCUUCUGGACCAUGCGCUUCCCGAACCUGCUGAUUGGGUGCUGGGCGCUGGGCAUCGACUGGGAGUGGGCCGACACGGACCGGUUUGUCGACUACUACCAGCCGGCCGGCGGUGUUUGA